Protomyces lactucae-debilis is the source of this 1362-nucleotide messenger RNA. RefSeq lists its product as uncharacterized. Gene Ontology annotation, cellular component: anaphase-promoting complex. NCBI's taxonomy places the organism in Eukaryota, Fungi, Ascomycota, Taphrinomycetes, Taphrinales, Protomycetaceae. The transcript has 2 exons. The annotation marks the transcript as partial. Gene Ontology annotation, biological process: ubiquitin-dependent protein catabolic process. Gene Ontology annotation, molecular function: ubiquitin protein ligase binding. The record is from RefSeq and is a predicted model, not a curated record.
AGCCUCGCCAAGAUUCGCAUUGCAGAGUUGUUUGACAUCAUUGUUGACUAUCCUGCCUCGCUGCCUGCACUCGAGGAUUUGCGACAUUGUCUACAAGGGCAACCCGGUUUGCGAAGUCUUCUCGUCGCGUCCUAUAUCGAUCAAUGUUCCAAGCGACUAUUACACCCAGGCGCCAACACGGUCGAUAUUAUCUUCAUUUAUGUUUCAACAAUCAAAACAUUCACAUUGCUAGAUUCGCCAGGCGUAUUGCUUGACAAAGUUGCUCGACCCAUUCGCAAGUACCUCCGAGAGCGCGGCGAUACGAUUCGAUGCAUCAUGACAUCUUUGCUCAAUGAAGCCGAUGAGCUUUCUGCUGAGCUCAAUACUACAGCGGCAGAGAUGCAAGAUGACGAGAAUGACCUGUUUUGGGAGCCUACUCCUGUGGAUGCCUCGCCUGAUUACAUGCGGCGUACAAGGGAUCUUUUGGACAGCUUGACAUCCAUCUACGAGCACCGAGAUGUUUUCGUCAAGGAGUUGCAAGUACUACUGGCUGAUAGACUUCUUGCGACAUCAGGCUACGAAAUUGAGGGCGAGCUGCGCAACUUAGAGCUUCUCAAACGACGGUUCAAGGGCGCAGCGCUCAUGUCAAGUGCAGAUGUCAUGGUCAAGGACAUCAUCGACUCGGAAGACAUUGACGGACAGAUACAAGAGAAGUGUACGGGAAUCGUGCACGCCACCAUUUUGUCACGACUCUACUGGCCAAAGCAGUCGUUGCCAAACUUAAAUGCGGUUCCGGGUCCGGUUCGUGACAUGCUCACCAAGUACACUGACGCGUAUGGCGAGCUCAAGCCGAAUAGGACUCUACGCUUUCUCCCAAAUCUGGGACAUGUGCGUGUUGAACUUCAACUUGAAGACCGCGAAUUCGACUUAUUGGUUACGCCGGGACAUGCAUCAGUCAUCUAUGCCUUUUCAGAUGUGGCAGAGAGGACAGUCGAGCAGCUCAUGGAAUCGCUCGACCUUAUUGAGUCUGAACUGCGGCGAGCGCUCGUCUUUUGGACGAAGCAAGGCAUCCUGAGGGAGCUACGGCCAGGUGUUUUUUCGGUGGUUGAGAGUGUAUCACAAGCGACUGAGGAGGUCGUGGUGGAAGAUAUUGCGCUGGACGCAGUGGAAGUACCGGCAGACGAUGAUAUGGACAUGUACUGGCAGUUCAUUGUCGGUAUGCUGACGAAUGUUGGUGCACUUCCGCUAGAGCGCAUCCAGAGCAUGCUGGGGAUGUUUGCGCCGAGUUAUGACCGGCCGGCGGAGGAGCUUGGUACGUUCCUUGCCAAGAAGAUGAGGGAGGGUGCUGUGCAGCUCAAGGGAGGUCAGUACAAGCUGGCUUGA